Messenger RNA from Pyricularia pennisetigena, 207 nucleotides. RefSeq lists its product as uncharacterized. The transcript has 2 exons. Lineage: Eukaryota; Fungi; Ascomycota; Sordariomycetes; Magnaporthales; Pyriculariaceae. The annotation marks the transcript as partial. The record is from RefSeq and is a predicted model, not a curated record.
AUAACAGCAGUGCCCUCCUCCCUCCCAGUGGCUGCCGUGCGGAGAGUGAGCCGGAAAGGUUACGCCGUGCUGAUUGUGCCUGCCGAAUUAGGCAGGAGACAACAUCGCGGUGGCUUGGAGUUGGAGUACAUGUGCACUGGUGUUGCAAUUGACGGAAGGCUCGGCCGGGUGCGUUCCUUCCUUGCAAUGCGACCGAAGCUGCCAUAG